Messenger RNA from Salvelinus fontinalis (brook trout), 4161 nucleotides. It is a transcript of the gene p2ry8, whose product is annotated as P2Y receptor family member 8. Gene Ontology annotation, biological process: phospholipase C-activating G protein-coupled receptor signaling pathway; positive regulation of Rho protein signal transduction. Bases 2030 to 3151 code for a protein of 373 amino acids. Gene Ontology annotation, molecular function: G protein-coupled receptor activity. The transcript is spliced from 2 exons. NCBI's taxonomy places the organism in Eukaryota, Metazoa, Chordata, Actinopteri, Salmoniformes, Salmonidae. Gene Ontology annotation, cellular component: membrane. The record is from RefSeq and is a predicted model, not a curated record.
CUUUGCUUUACCUUUCAUACAGAGAUACUUCAAUUUGAACUGUUAAUGUUAAAAUGUCAUUCUAAAAUGUAUAAUUGUUCUUUGUUGCAAUCUGGGAUAACAUUGUCUCAGACAAUAGGGAUAAUAUUCUAUUAUAUUCUAUUAUACAUUUUAAGUAUAGAAUCAAGGCACUCAUUCAGAUGGGCACCUGUGCUAUUUACUUUUGGCAAAGCUUGUGCUUUGGUUAUGUAGUUUGUAUAAGGUUAGAGUACUUGCACGUGGAGGGGAAUUCAUUGUGCAAGAGCCAUUCAUUGUGCAAGAGUUGGAAUAUCGUACACUUUUGGAAUUUCACAUUUCGUACUGCACUGGAAAUGUAUUCAAGAGUAUAUAGAAAACGCCAGCAGAGGAAACACAUGAGAAGUUUUGGCUCGUCUAAUGUGACACAAGAAGCCUGCGAAACAGUCACAUUUGGUGUGUGGUUAUUUAUCCCAUCACAAUGUGUGGGUGAAUGGUGUGCUAGUGUUGUCAUAAGGUGAAUGCACCAAUUUGUAAGUCGCUCUGGAUAAGAGCGUCUGCUAAAUGACUUAAAUGUAAUGUAAAUGUAAAUGUAAUGUGUUGUAGAGGAUCACUCCAGAGUCAAAAAGAAUAUCAAUUGUCACCACAACAAUUGCCAAAUAUCACACUCAGUGCAAAAAUUAUAGAUUUAAUAGACAAUAGUUUUUAUUACAACAUCUAUAACACAUGAUCUAGUUCCUAUUUGCACAGGACUAGUAUUACUAGAUACUUAUAAUGAUUACCCCAGCAUGUCUGUUUACAACUGCCCCCAUGUAUUACCUUUUUCAUUCAGAAUUUACCGUUAUGAUACAGAAGCCUGGAGGCUGUUCAAGGCGUGAUGAUUUUUCAACUUGACGAGGGGAUAGCCUACUAUUGGCUUUCGGUUCAGAAAAAAAGUCUAUAUAACAAUGCACUUCAAUGAAGAAGCAUAAACUGUACGCAGUCAUUUAACCUCAAACUCUGGCGCCCACUGGUGGCAUUUUCUGAAGGUACAUUUCAGUUUCAAAACUAUAAGUCCGACAUGCUUAGUACUGUUAGAAAGGUAAGAACUGGGGGAUUCUGACAAGGGAAACAAUGUGACUACUACAGAGCCUGAGCUACAACCCUUGAAAUUUACAGUUGUAGUUUUUUUGUCGGGGGAAUUGUUUUGUUGGAGAAUAAGAGAUUUCAAAUUCUAGGUUUGAAAUAAAAUAUGUCACCAAUUACUGUUCCAAAAGGAUAAGACAAAGAUUCUGAUCCUUUGACCUAAUGAUGGCGCUCUAAACGUGCACACAUUCUCAUAGGAACACAGCCAUUUUAAAAGCACAGGGCUUGUGCAAUGUGUUUUCUUCUUACAGGAAUGAUAUACAUAGGAAGGAAGCUGCAAUCUCUAUCUAUCUAUUGAUGUACAGUAAAUAUAACCCCUGUCUGAUUCCCAGUUAGUUCACUAGAUAGCAGUAGGUGAUCACAUGACGUCUCUUGGCCACUUGAAACCAUUUGGAUCUGGUCUGGUUAGUGAGUCACUGUGCCAAAAUGGCUAAAUGGAUUUUCAAACCUGACAUCUGAAAACAACCUUAGCAACCAGGGCUUUCAAUGGAGUAGAAGUAAUUAAAAUAUGACACAGGCAGGUGAGGAAACUUCAAACGUAUUUUCCCAUUCACGUUUCCUAUUGUAAACGUUGAGCUAGAUCAACUGCACAUGUGGAGGAGUCACACAGGGUAAUGUGGACGGAGAAGGAAAUGCAUUGCUUUACAAUGACCACCAGGGUGUGCCAUUUCCAUGCAUACUAAAUGUUUUCACUUCUGGUGACUACAUUUCCUACUCUAUGAAUGUGACCAUCGCAUUACUUAUAGUCGUUAAUGUUGUAUAACAAAAAGUAUCUACCAAACUCGCCGGACCUGGUAUCUUGUCCAAAACAAACACUCAGAAUUUAACUGGUUUUAAUUCAUUGGCACGAUAGUCUGCCAAAUCUUGUUUUAAACAGUUUCAGAUCCCAGGUGACACUACAGACAGGACCAUGCUACCUUUUUACAUGAAUCUAAAUGUCUGCCUGAUCAUAGGUUGUCUGUGUGAAGUCAUUGUUACCAUGGCAUGGAGUUCCAACAGCACCAAGCUGGACAACACCACCUUGUCCCUGUUCCAGAACGUGACAGCCAGUACAGCAAUCUCCAUCAUCUAUAUUGUGGUCACCAUCAUCAACCUGGUAGGAAACAGCCUCUCCAUGUGGCUCCUCCUCUUCCAUACCUCUCCCAAAACUCCCUCCAUCAUCUUCAUGAUAAACCUGACCCUGACUGACCUGACCUUGGGCCUCGUCCUGCCCUUCCAGAUCAUGUAUCAGUUGCAGGGGUAUAAUUGGAGCCUGGGCCCGGACAUGUGCAGGCUCUUGACCCUGGUGUUCUUUGCCAACAUGUACUGCUCAAUUCUAUCUAUGACCGCCAUCAGCGGAGACCGCUACCUGGGCAUCUGCCGGCCCAUGCUCUUCUGUGAGACCAGGGAAAGGAAGUCAUUCGCUGUGCUUGUCUGCUUAGCCAUGUGGACAGUCGUCCUAUUGGUCCUGUACCCACUCACUAUAACCGACCUGACGUUCCACGUUCCAGAACUCAGGAUUACCACCUGCUUCGACGUUCUAAAAAGGGACAUGCUUCCAUCCAUGGUGGCCUGGGCUGCCUUCCUCCUUGCACUGUUUGUCAUCCUCUUCCUCAUCCCGUUCUGCAUCACUGUUUUCUGCUACAUCAGCAUCAUCCGCAUGCUGGCCCGAGACUCCAAGACCAAACAGAAGGAUAAGGCUAUAGGUCUCGCCGUCACUGUCCUAACGGUCUUUACGCUCUGCUUCACUCCCAACAACAUCCUCCUACUGGCUCACACCAUCCGGAGGCUCUUCUACGGGGAGUCCUUGUACAUGGCCUACAAGCUGACUCUCUCUCUCAGUUGCUUCAACAGCUGCCUGGACCCCUUCAUCUACUACUUUGCCUGUAGGGAGUUCCGGAAGAAGUUGAGGCAGAUGCUAAGGCUGAGAACACUGAGCAGUCUGGACACGGGGAAGAGAGACCUGCACAGAGAGAGCCUGUACUCCGCCCAGUAUGUAUCUGAUGGACAGGGUGGAGAGAACAGCAGAGUGUCUGUUAAACAACACUGUUAAAAAACAGAGAGAGGGCCUUCCGAGUGGCGCUGCGGUCCAAGGCACUGCAUCGCAGUGUUAGAGGCGUCAUUACAGACCGGGGUUCGAUCGCAGGCUGUGUCACAGCCUACAGUGACCGGGGGACCCAUGAGGCGGCGCACAAUUGGCCAAGCGUCGUCCAGGUUAUUGGAGGGUUUGGCCGGCCGGGAUGUCUUUGUCCCAUUACACUCUAGCAACUCCUUGUGGCGGGCCAGGGGCAUGCACGUUCCUCCGAAAAAAAAAUUGGUGCAGAUGGCUUCUGGGUUAAGCGAGCAGUGUGGCUUUGCAGGGUUGUGUUUCGGAGUACGAAUGGGUCUCGACCUUCGCCUUUCCCUUCGCCUUUCCCGAGUCCGCAUGGGAGUUGCAGCGAUGGGACAAGACUGUAACUACAAAUUGGGGAGAAAAGGGGUUAAAAAUUACAACAACAGAAACUGAGAGAGAUGUCAUUUUGUAAUAUCCCCUGUUUAGAUAAUUUCACAGGAAUGUUUUUGUGUAUCUAGACCCAGUAACAAACCAGGCUAGAUGGUGCUUCAAAAAGUUAGUAAAAUAGGGUUAUUUAUUUUUGUGAAGGACUGUUGCAACUUGCAUAAAGAUAUGAAUGGGAUGUGUGUGGCUAAGUGAAAGCUAGGCCCCUUUUACCACAAAUGUGAUCUCUGCCUCCCGCCAAUUUGGGCGGAUUCAUUGUUUCAUUGUGUGAAUUGUUAAACCUACCCACUGGGGUAAUUUGAACGAAAUUACAUUUAACCAGUGUGGAAUAGAAUUUGAAUUGAUUCUCUGCCCAGUGGGUACCUUUGUUCAAUGUUUAUCCAUUCCCCACUAAUUAUAUCACCAGUAAUUAAUUUAAUGUUAAUCUCCGUCAUCUAGAAUGUUAGGGUUUGUUUAAAUCACGAAAUUCUAUUAAUUCAUGAAAUCAAUAUUAAUUUACCAUUUUCGUUCUCAGAGAGUUUGAUGUAAUUGUCCCCAAUGUGGAACAUUGGAACACUUCAUAAAUA